Messenger RNA from Acaulospora morrowiae, 188 nucleotides. Lineage: Eukaryota; Fungi; Glomeromycota; Glomeromycetes; Diversisporales; Acaulosporaceae. The record is from the annotation of a GenBank genome assembly.
AUGGCAAAUAGUAUUGCUGGAGGAAUUCAUUAUGGAAAAGUGGAUAUUCAAGGUAUAAAAAUUCGAAAACCAAAUAUUCAAGCAUUUGAAGGCCUUUUUUUCAAGAUAUCAUGUGUUGCGAUCGAUGAUGAUACUUCAUAUAUUUCAUUUUUGGAUUUAAAUGAUAAACCUAUCGGUAUUCCAGACGG